Messenger RNA from Cetraspora pellucida, 918 nucleotides. Lineage: Eukaryota; Fungi; Glomeromycota; Glomeromycetes; Diversisporales; Gigasporaceae. The record is from the annotation of a GenBank genome assembly.
AGCGUUCAAUAUACAUCUCAUAUAGAACAACAAAGUGCUCAUUCUAGUGGAAUUUGGUCAGCUAGAUGGUCACCACGUGGUAAUGUAGUUGUUACAGGAUCAUUAGACAAAACCAUUAAAGUUUGGGACGCGGAAACUGGAGACUUUUACCGUACCCUUCACGGACAUAAUCUAGGAAUCAUAUCAUUGGACAUUGAUCCUCUGGGAGAAAUGAUAGUGUCAGUAUCAUUAGAUAAUACAAUUAGAAGGUGGUCAGUAAACGAUGGAAUUCACCUUGAAACGAUACUAGUCAAGCCUGGUGAUGCAUGGAGUUGUCAAUUUUCGCCAUCAUCACCAGAGGUACGUUAUUUUGCUACCAGCUCACAAAAAGGAAAGAUAGAUCUUUGGGACAUUACGACAACGCCUUCGAGUAUAGUCCAGUCUUAUUCAUCUGGAGAAGGGAAAUUUGGAUUUUGUGCGCGUUUUAGCCCUAAUGGUAAAUUACUUGCAUUUAGCACCGAAAAUGACUGUAUUCAUUUGUUUGAUGUGGAAAGUGGAAAGAACAUUCACAAAUUUAAAGGUGAAACUGGCUGUCCUAUAAGAACGAUCGAUUUCACACCAAAUUCAUCUUUACUGAUAUCUGGAUCAGACGAUGAAACAAUCAAUAUUUAUGAUGUACACCAUUUUAACCGUAUAGGUAAAUGCACAGGACUCGAUGGUUUUGUUAUGAGCGUUGCGGCAGCUGGUGAUAAUGAACAUUUUGUCAGUGGUUCUACGGAUGGAAAGGUAAAACUUUGGAACAUAGAAAAUAAACAAUGUUUAAGUACUGUCGGCGAGCACUCAGACCAAGUUUCUGCACUUUCUUGGAAUCCCGAUGGCAAUAAAUUUGUAUCAGUGUCUGAAGAUAGGUCAUUGAAAUGGUACUCCGCAACCUCAUAA